Molecule: messenger RNA, 1662 nt
Organism: Exophiala spinifera
Lineage: Eukaryota; Fungi; Ascomycota; Eurotiomycetes; Chaetothyriales; Herpotrichiellaceae
Exons: 3
Coding region: 1-1662 (553 amino acids)
Molecular function (GO): dipeptidyl-peptidase activity
Source: RefSeq, a predicted model, not a curated record
AUGCCAAACAAGAUACGCAGCGACCUUCACAAGGUCGAUACAACGUCUUUCGAGUACAUAUAUGAGGAGAAUGCAACUAUUCCUCUCAGCGAAGGUCGUGGCAUUGUGCGCUGCAAUAUCUUCAGACCUAAAGCAGCCGAAGGUGUUAAGUUCCCUGUCCUGGUGACAUAUGGACCAUAUGGCAAGGACGUUCACUACUCUGUUUUCCAUGCCUCGUCUUUCGGCGAAGUGCCUGAGGAGCACCACUCUCCACAUUCCGCAUGGGAGACUCCCGAUCCUGGUUACUGGACCAAGCAUGAGUAUGCUAUUGUCCGAGCCGAUGAGGUUGGUCUAGGUCAGUCGCCAGGUGUCCUCAACACCAUGUCUAGGGAUACCAGCCUCGCAUUCAAAGACGUUAUCGAAUGGGUCGCCGUGCAACCAUGGUCAUCGGGUAAAGUCGGCUUGCUUGGUAUUAGUUACUAUGCAGGCAGUCAAUGGCGGGUCAUCGUCAAUCAGUAUGGCCGUCCAGGGCGAGCCGCCCGCAACUGGGGCCCGGACACCAUUGAAGGCAAUCUACCUGAAGAAGAGCUCCGGGCCAACUGUCACGACCAAAACAUCGACAACGUCCAGAACCGGUUUCUGGACGACGACUACUAUGCCACCAAGGACUACAAAAUAUCCGAUAUCGAGGUUCCCAUGCUUUCGGUUGGCAAUUGGGGCGGCAUUCUAUUGCAUCUCCGAGGCAAUGUCGAAGGCUGGAUGAACGCCAGCUCCAAACACAAAUACCUACGCUUUGUAACGGGCAGACACGACUUGCCUUUUUACACCAAGGAAUGUGUCGACUUGCAGCAUAGCUUUCUGGAUGCUUUCCUCAAGGGCAUAGACCCUCUCGGGUGGGCAAGGGGAGAACAACCCAAGGUCGGAUACAAGGUCAGGGUAGGGGAUGUCGGGUUCAACGACGCAGCGGCCGAAACUGCUUACCCAACGAAAUACGACUCUCAAUGGCCUCUCCCUGGCACGCAAUACACCAAGUACUAUAUGACAUGGUCCCGAGGUCUACAAGACAAACCCAGUCACGAGGAGGGCAAGCUCUCUUACAAGGCACUGGGAGAUUUGAAGAAUCAGCACCUGAUCCAAUUCGCUAGUGCGCCAUUCGGGGAAGAAACCGAGUUCACAGGCCAUGUUGUUGCACACCUGAACGUUUCUGUCACCCCUGAAGAGGGCUCGACGACCAAGCCAAGCGACAUCGACCUCUUCUUGACUGUCCGGCAUUUGGACUCCCAGGGAAAAGAGAUUUUGUACACGGGCACAGUGGGCGAUCCUGUUCCAAUCACCAAAGGAUGGCUCCGCGUAAGUCUGCGCAAGGUCAACGAGAAGAGCCCAAGACAUCAAGACCCGUGGCACCCGCACCGAGAGUAUCUGUCGACUGACUACUCGCGACUCGUCCCCGGUGAGGUGUACCCGGUGGAUGUCGAGAUCUGGCCUACGAACGUAGUCAUGUCGCCUGGCGAUCGCCUUGUCUUUGAGGUUUCCUCAGGUGACACACAAGGUGCAGGACUGUUCGAGCAUAACUCAAAAGAGGACAGAAGUGAGGAGGUCUUUGCUGGAAAUAACCACGUUCACUUUGGGAAAGACUAUGAGAACUGGUUGUUGAUGCCCUUGAUUCCGGCGAAGAAUGUGUGA